CAGGGCCCAUCAGAUAGUAUUAGCUCCCUCGAGUUCUCACCAGACUCAUCCACCGUCCUCCUCUCUAGCAGCUGGGAUGGCCAUCUACGCGUCUACGAUACAGCUGCCUCCAGCGCAUCAGACCAGCCACUCGAGCCCUACGUCGAUAUUCACCUCCGUGCACCCAUCCUAGACGCGUGCUUUAUCGAUGGCAACCACGCAAUCGCUGCAUCCCUCGAUGGAUCCGUCAAAUUACUCAACCUUGGACGCGGCAACAAGCAACCCCUCCUCCAUCUCUACACCCGUCACACGCAAGCCGUCUCCUCGUGCUGUUUCAGUAAGCAGCACAUGCUUUUAUUGACGGGGAGUUGGGAUAAGACCCUUCAUAUUCGCGAUAUUCACGCAUUGACGGACGAUUCAAAACCAGCACUCAUCCUCACAUUGCCUGAAAAGUGCUUCAAGUUGUCAUGCUCCAAUGAUGUCCUCGUCGUGGCAAUGGCAAACCGUGCGGUUCAUUUAUAUCAGCUUGCAGAGUUGCGAGCAGCAAUGGAACAGCAAAUGCCAAGUAGCCAAGUGCCACCCAUGCAGCGGCGUGAAAGCUCCCUCAAGUUCAUGACGCGCACGGUCCAGUGCACACCGGAUAAUACAGGCUUCGUCAGUACCUCGAUUGAAGGCCGUGUCGCAGUUGAGUUCUUCGAUGCGGCAGAGGAGAUACAAGCGCGUAAAUACGCAUUCAAAUGUCAUCGACAGAAGGAAGUCAUUCAAGGCGCUGAGCUUGAUGAAAAGGAGGAUGUCGUCUAUCCAGUCAAUGCUGUUGCCUUUCACCCAAAGCAUGGGUCAUUCGCAACAGGUGGCGGUGAUGGUGUUGUGGCCAUGUGGGAUAUUAAAGCGAAACGACGCGUCAAGCUAUUUGGCAGUAUCGGAAAGAGCGUCAGCUGCUUGGCUUUCAGUGCUGAUGCAAAGACCCUGGCCAUGGGAACC
Messenger RNA from Protomyces lactucae-debilis, 960 nucleotides. RefSeq names its product nuclear pore complex subunit. The record is from RefSeq and is a predicted model, not a curated record. The annotation marks the transcript as partial. The transcript has a single exon. NCBI's taxonomy places the organism in Eukaryota, Fungi, Ascomycota, Taphrinomycetes, Taphrinales, Protomycetaceae. Gene Ontology annotation, molecular function: ubiquitin binding. Gene Ontology annotation, biological process: mitotic spindle assembly checkpoint signaling. Gene Ontology annotation, cellular component: bub1-bub3 complex; kinetochore; mitotic checkpoint complex.